Molecule: messenger RNA, 1062 nt
Organism: Cladophialophora yegresii CBS 114405
Lineage: Eukaryota; Fungi; Ascomycota; Eurotiomycetes; Chaetothyriales; Herpotrichiellaceae
Exons: 1
Coding region: 1-1062 (353 amino acids)
Molecular function (GO): dioxygenase activity
Source: RefSeq, a predicted model, not a curated record
AUGGGUUCGUUGGGGGAGAGCAACAGUGCCAUACAACUGCCUGUGGUCGACAUUUCAGACUUCUCCGUCGAAGUCGGCAAGCGGGUGUUGAAGGCUGCAACGAAGUAUGGAUUCCUUUACAUCGACACAAAGGGCACAGGAUUUACGGAGGAGAUGGUUACCCGCGAGUUCGACCUCUCACGUCAAUUCUUCGCCUUGCCUGACGGGGAAAAGGAGCCUUGCCGAAUCAAUCAGACGAACCGUGGCUGGACCGGCAUGUAUGGCGAGAUCCUCGAUCCAAAAGCGCAGCGAAGGGGAGACUUCAAGGAGGCAUUCAACAUGGGAGAGUUCCAAGAGGGAAAGCCGCAGCAACCGAUUCCCAAGUUCCUCGAAAGCCAUAUUGCUGAGCUCGCAGAAUUCGAACGGACAUGUAAGCAAGCGUGCGACCGGGUUCUUGAUCUCCUCGGUCUGGGGCUGGAGGUCGAGGAGCCCAAUUUCUUCUCCUCGCGGCAUACUCAGCCCAGCGGGUGCACCGUUCGUCUUCUCCAUUAUCCAGCGAUCCCCGCAGAUGUCGACUACCAGCCGGACGUGGAUGUGAGAGCUGGUGCUCAUUCGGACUAUGGAAGCAUCACCCUCCUCUUCCAGCGGCCGUCGCAGCCUGGACUGGAGAUCAGGACGCCCGAAGGUACAUGGGCCCCGGUGCCCGUCAUCCCGGAAGGAUACGACGCGCCGACGUUUCCACCCAUUCUCGUCAACAUCGCGGACCUGCUGUCGUAUUGGACAAACGGGAUUCUGAAGAGCACCGUGCAUCGGGUCAUUUUCCCCAAAGACGCUAGACGGGGAGGAGAGGAUCGCUACUCGAUAGUAUACUUCUCUCAUCCUGGCAACGACGUGGAAUUGACGGCUGUGCCAAGCAAGAUCGUGGCUGCCCAUCACUUGAAGGAAGGCGAAGAAGUCGGCUAUGGAGGCGGGGCUACAAGUAAAAGGGCACUGACAGCGCACGAGCAUCUGCUUAGUCGCUUGAAUGCGACAUAUGACUUUAGGGGAGCGAAGACGAAGGAGGAGAUUGGCGCCACUGCCUGA